Molecule: messenger RNA, 1269 nt
Organism: Diaporthe batatas
Lineage: Eukaryota; Fungi; Ascomycota; Sordariomycetes; Diaporthales; Diaporthaceae
Exons: 2
Coding region: 1-1269 (422 amino acids)
Biological process (GO): protein phosphorylation
Molecular function (GO): ATP binding; protein kinase activity
Source: RefSeq, a predicted model, not a curated record
AUGGCGCAACACAGCAACAUGACUCAACCGGAAGACUGGGGUGACUACAUCUCAGAAGAGUACGAGGAAUACGUUACCGGUGCCACAGAGGGAUUUGACGCCUACGUCGUGCGCGUAGGUCCUCCCGGGCCGCCUUGUUACCCUGUGACAAUCGGCGAGAUCAUACAAGGCGGUGGCAAGUCAUACCGCAUAGAGCACAAGCUUGGUUUCGGAGCAUACUCAACCAUAUGGCUUGCAUAUGAAAUUGAGACCAACACAUCGGUCGCCCUUAAGAUCCAUCGCACCCUUACGACAGCAGGUCAGGCUGAGAGUCAGAUUCACCAGGACCUACAACGGCUGAUAACGGACCCCAGCGAUUGCCACUUACUAAUCGCCACCUCGACCUUCUCCCUUCCUGGCCAAUUCCCUGAUGAUACCCAUGUAGUAGUGGUCCUACCGGUAAUGGGGCCGCCCCUUGAUAUACGUAUGCGUCCGCCGGUCUAUCGUCCGGAUUCAUCAACAAGACUUCGUAUGGCCAGGGAUAUUCUUCAAGCAGUAGCCUUCUUACAUCGUCACAAAUUCAUUCAUCGAGAUAUCACCGACCGCAACGUGAUGGUCAGCCUCGUCCCUGGUGCUUUUGACCAAGGACCAACACCAACCGAGCGUUACAAACAAGUCGGUCGGCCAGAGAAGUUCCCAAUGCCAGUGAGCGAUAUGAUAUGGCGGCCUGGUGAUCUUGUUUCGUCCAUAGAGUGGCCGUGGAGCAUGGUUGGCAAGACUGCCUUCCUAGGCGACUUCGGGUUAACAAGGCAUAUCGACUCUCCAGCGACCGACCACGCGCUCCCACCAUUUCAUUGCUGCCCGCCAGAGCUCUUCCACGAGGGCUUCGAGCCCACCUACGAGUCCGACAUGUGGGGGUUUAUGUGUGUCUUUACCACCCUGAUGACCGCCUUCAGCCCGUUCGACACGUACGAUAAAUCUGGCACCCUGGGCAGCAUGUUCGACAUGCUUGGACCUCUGCCUCAGGAGUGGAAAGGCCGUUACAGGUGGCCGAAUCAUUAUCCUGAAGAGGAGCGCAGCAAGUGGUACGACGACUCGAGGGUCCCCGAGGACUCGCUUGAGGGCUUAUUGGGGCGUACCAGAGAGGACCUUGGGCCACGGGAGCGAGAACUGAUAUUGGACGUGAUGCACAAGGGUUUUCGAUAUCAGCCCUCGCAGAGGAUCGGCGCCCAGCAGCUCUUGGAUGACGAUUCGUUUCGGGAGCUCAUGUCGAUCCAUGGGAUCAAAUAA